Schizophyllum commune H4-8 is the source of this 1930-nucleotide messenger RNA. RefSeq names its product fumble. Gene Ontology annotation, biological process: coenzyme A biosynthetic process. The coding region runs from base 1 to 1455 and encodes 484 amino acids. Gene Ontology annotation, cellular component: nucleus; cytosol. The record is from RefSeq and is a predicted model, not a curated record. NCBI's taxonomy places the organism in Eukaryota, Fungi, Basidiomycota, Agaricomycetes, Agaricales, Schizophyllaceae. Gene Ontology annotation, molecular function: ATP binding; pantothenate kinase activity. The transcript has 7 exons.
AUGCCCGACCCCUCCCUCCCCUCUGCCAAGUCGGUCAUCCAUGUCGACACGAGAGGCGCGGUGAUCCUGACGGAAGAAAGCCCGGAGACGCGCGAUAGCCGGGGGAUAUACCUCCCCAAUCACGUCGAGCCCGUGUCGCACAUAGCAGUCGAUGUCGGCGGAUCGCUCGCCAAGGUCGUGUACUUUACCCGCUCGCCGGAUCCGCCCCCCUCCCCCCAGUCCGCGGCAGCGACGCAGGGGUCGACGACGCCGGGGGAUAUCUCAGACAUCGCGACGCCCGUGAACGCCACCCCGCCCCGCACACCCUCGCCCCAUGACGACUCGUCCCCCGCGUCCUCCAGCAUGCUCCCCCGCAACGGCGCGCUCACCCCCCUCGCGCUCGACCCCGCGCACGACGCGGAGGAGCUCGACAGCCUCGGCGCGCUCCUCCGCCGCCGCGCGGCGACCACGCAGCACUUCCCCGGCGGCUCGCUCAACUUCGUGCGCUUCGAGACGUCGAACAUCGGCGCGUGCGUCGAGUACCUGCAGGCGCUCAUCUCGCACUCCGCGGAGCUCAACCGCGUGCCCAUCGCGCAGAUGCGCGCGAGCGUGAAGAUCAUGGCCACGGGCGGCGGCGCGCACAAGUUCUACGAGGUCUUCCGGCACGCGCUCGGCGUCGAGGUGCGCAAGGAGGACGAGAUGGAGUGCCUCAUCGAGGGGCUCAAGUUUAUCACGAUGAUCCCGGACGAGGUGUACUACUUCUCGGACGAGGUCAUCCGGCAUGGGAUGGCGGCGCAUAUGGCGGGGCCGCCACCGCCGGGCGAGCUGGAGAGACCGAGUCCGAACCCGCCAGAGUAUGCGGUCACUUUUGCGCAUCAGCCGACGCCACAGUUGCCGUGUUUGCUCGUCAACAUCGGUUCUGGUGUAUCUAUCAUCAAGGUUGAUGAGGAUGGCAAAUUCGAGCGUGUCAGUGGGACUAGCUUGGGUGGUGGAACGCUAUGGGGUCUACUCAGCUUGUUGACACCCGCGACAACCUUCGAUGAAAUGUUGGCCUUCUCGCAAAAGGGUGAUAACGCCUCGGUCGAUAUGCUCGUCGGAGACAUCUAUGGUCAAGAUUACUCUCGGUUGGGCCUCAAGUCAACGACGAUCGCGAGUUCGUUCGGAAAGGUUUUCAAGCACGGAGGCGUCGACAAGGGCAAGUUUAAGCCCGAAGACAUCAGCAAGAGUCUCCUGUAUGCCGUGUCGAAUAACAUUGGGCAGAUUGCAUAUAUGAAUGCGGAAAAGUAUAACUUGGAUCGUAUAUACUUCGGUGGUUGCUUCAUUCGAGGUCACGCCGCUACGAUCGCGACACUGUCGUACGCUAUACGAUUCUGGAGCAAGGGCACCAAGCGCGCAUACUUCUUGCGACAUGAAGGCUUCCUAGGUUCAAUUGGGGCGUGGAUCAAGAACAUAUCUAGCGAGGAGCAAGAGCAGUAGAGGAUUCAAUCACUUGUAUCAUACAGGACAUCUUGGAUAUCCUACCUAUACCUUACUCACAUUGUAGUUGCCUACCUAAUGCGACCAUAGCCGUCUAUUUGCGACGCCGCGCUAUGCUACUAGUAUCAUGCGUGAUCGAUGCCAUGCCUUGAGUGAGGAUAGCCGGUAUGCAGCGGCUAGUAGCACUCGACUUCUACCUCAGCUGUCAUCUGAGUACUGACGUGGCACAACAGUCACUGAUGCAUACGAACCGCAGUUCGGUCGCGGCGGCUGCUUCCAGGCGAUUCUGUGAAUGCAGCGGCCUCACGGCCGUGUCUCAGGAAACCAUUACCCCUGUGGCCGGUUGGGGUCAUAAUGGAAUGAUCAUGGCCGGCAGCAACCGGCAGGGAAACAAUGUAGACCCGUGGAGACGAGGGCGCUUAGCAAGGUGCUUUUCGUCGUGCUCAAUGUCGUCGGUGCUGCCGCCGCCGACCAU